Oryzias melastigma (Indian medaka) is the source of this 1820-nucleotide messenger RNA. Its product is annotated as leukocyte elastase inhibitor. The coding region runs from base 167 to 1426 and encodes 419 amino acids. Lineage: Eukaryota; Metazoa; Chordata; Actinopteri; Beloniformes; Adrianichthyidae. The record is from RefSeq and is a predicted model, not a curated record. Gene Ontology annotation, biological process: negative regulation of endopeptidase activity. The transcript has 10 exons. Gene Ontology annotation, molecular function: serine-type endopeptidase inhibitor activity.
UUUUAAACUCGGCGGCUUCCGUAGAAAGACGUAGGCGGAAGCACAUUUCCGUGUCGGGGUGUGUCCAUGGUCUAGUAUAUAUCUGUCAGAAACUAAAGGCUUGGUGCUCAGGUUUACCGAGAUAAGUAACUCCCUGACGCGGCAGAACAAGCGACUGGCAGAAACCAUGGCAUCCCUCAACCCCGUGUCCAAGGCCAACACCAGCUUCUCUCUGGAUUUGUUCAAGAAGCUGAGCGACAAAGACAAAACGGCAAACGUCUUCUACUCUCCGUUCAGCAUCUCUUCAGCUCUAGCCAUGGUGAUGCUGGGAGCCAGAGGAAACACAGCCUCACAGAUGAAUGAGGUUCUCUGCUUCUCAAAGGCAGGGAAGCAGCAUCCGCAGGCUAAAGGAGCGCAGCAGAUGAUGCAGAUGCAGCAGACCCAGUCCAGUCUGCCUCCUCAACUGAAGAGCCUGAAACUUCUGGACUCCAAGGAUGAUGUCCAUGCCAGCUUCGGUCACCUGCUGAGUCAGCUCAACAAGCCGAACGCCAGUUAUGCUCUGAGUGUGGCUAACAGGCUUUUUGGAGAGCAGACCUACCAGUUCAUCGAGGACUUCCUGGGAAACACCAAGAAGCACUACAGCGCAGAGCUGGAGAAGGUGGACUUCAUAAAGAGUUCUGAAGCAGCCAGGCUCAACAUCAAUAGCUGGGUGGAGAAACAGACACAAGGGAAAAUCAAGGACAUCCUGGUCGAGGGCGUGCUGAACGACCUGACCAGACUUGUGCUGGUCAACGCCAUCUAUUUCAAAGGGAACUGGAACAAGAUGUUUGAUGCAAAGGAAACUCGUGACGCUGAGUUCAGACUGAACAAGAACACUAAGAAGACAGUGAAGAUGAUGUACCAGAAAUCCAAGUUUCCUCUGACCUUCAUCCCUGAAAUCAACUGCCAGAUCCUUGAGAUGCCCUACAAGGACAAGGAGCUGAGCAUGCUCGUCUUCCUGCCUAAUGACAUGGAGGACAGCACCACCGGCCUGGAGAAGCUGGAGAAAGCCCUGACCUACGAGAACUUCAUGGAGUGGACUCGUCCAGACAUGAUGAACGAGGUGGAGGUCAGGGUGGGCUUCCCUCGGUUCAAGAUGGAGCAGAAGUAUGACAUGAAGAGCGUCCUGAUGAGCAUGGGCAUGGAGGACGCUUUCAGCAUGUCAAAGAGUGACUUUUCUGGCAUGUCUCCUGCCAACGACCUGGUGCUCUCCGAAGUCUUCCACAAGGCCUUCGUGGAGGUCAACGAGGAGGGAACGGAGGCGGCUGCUGCCACCGCGGCGGUCAUGAUGCUGCGCUGUGCCCUGAUGCCAGCCGCCUUCAUCGCAGACCACCCCUUCCUCUUCUUCAUCAGACACAACAGCUCCAUGAGCGUUCUGUUUGCGGGCCGUUACUGCGCCCCUCAGUGAAGUUCCCUUUAGCAAAUCACACCUUCAUUUCCUGUCUGUCAGAGUCUUGGGUUUAGUGACAUUUUAAGAAUCAUUUGACACUCUGGCUAUGUUCUGUGCCUUACUACGGAUUGAUAUUUUUGCACUAAUCUACUUAUAAAGAUGGAUUGUUAUUCCUGCUGCUUUCUUCUACCUUAUUCUCUUCGUAUCUAGUCAAGUUUAUUGCAUUUUACACGCGUUGUUUGCACUAUUCUGCUCAACCCAAACCAAAGAAUUGAACUUUUAUACAUGUACUUGGAACCAUCAUGCAUUUUAAACUGGAUAAAAACAAUAAUGUAUAUGAAGAUUUUUGCUCGCUGCCAUGUCACUGACAUGUACUCUUUACACGUGAAAUAAAAGUGUGCAGUUUGCUGAA